CACAACUUUCCUAAACAGCAAGCUUUGAUUUUCAAAGGCAUUAGUGAGAGAUGGCAAGGAAGUUGCUGAAGGUUCCAUCCCUUAAGAGAAUGAUCUCUUCACCAAGAGCUGAUAAGCUCUCUGAUUUCAAUGAAUGCAGUACAUCAUAUGUUGCAGAGAAGGGCCAUUUCUUUGUUUACACAUCCGAGGGGAAGCGAUUCAUGAUUCCCUUGGCAUAUCUGACCAAUAAUAUUUUCAAAGAGCUCUUGAGGAUAUCUGAAGAAGAAUUCGGUUUGCCAUGUGACGGUCCGAUCACACUGCCCUGUGAUGCAGCAUCCAUGGAAUAUGUGCUAUCUUUGCUAAGAAGAGGAGUGUCUAAGGAGAUAGAGAUGCAAUUGCUUAGCUCCAUCUUCGUUUCUCGCCAAUCAGCAUGUUCAAUGCUUGCUGUUGAGCAACCUCAACAAGUAGCAGUUUGUAGUUUUUGAUUACUUGGAAUGUCACACCCCCACUUGUAUAAUCACAUGGAAUUCUUUGAUUCUUAAAAAAUUCUCUCAAUAACUUAUCUUUGUAGAAAUUUUUUCUUUUCGAUUAUAUGAAACUAAGACAUCAAUCCCUCAUUUACAUUA
Messenger RNA from Dioscorea cayenensis subsp. rotundata (Guinea yam), 605 nucleotides. Its product is annotated as auxin-responsive protein SAUR36-like. The transcript has a single exon. The record is from RefSeq and is a predicted model, not a curated record. Gene Ontology annotation, biological process: response to auxin. Bases 51 to 464 code for a protein of 137 amino acids. NCBI's taxonomy places the organism in Eukaryota, Viridiplantae, Streptophyta, Magnoliopsida, Dioscoreales, Dioscoreaceae.